Messenger RNA from Cladophialophora psammophila CBS 110553, 1440 nucleotides. RefSeq lists its product as uncharacterized. Gene Ontology annotation, molecular function: aldehyde dehydrogenase (NAD+) activity. The transcript is spliced from 3 exons. The record is from RefSeq and is a predicted model, not a curated record. Bases 1 to 1440 code for a protein of 479 amino acids. Lineage: Eukaryota; Fungi; Ascomycota; Eurotiomycetes; Chaetothyriales; Herpotrichiellaceae.
AUGGCUCCCUCUAGACUGGAUACCAUCUCUUUCACCACAUUCUCCAACAUUGUCAACGGCGAAUCCCGCAGCUCAAAAACAAAAUACCACGGCAUCGACCCCACCACCAAAGAACCAAACUGGGACGUUCCUGUGGCCACUCCCGAAGACAUUGAAGAUGCCGUCGCCGCUGCCAACAAGGCAUUUGCUGAGUGGAAGAACACGACCUGGGAAUACCGCACUGAGCGUAUUGCCCGCUUCAAGGAGGCCUUGGAGGCGUACCAGGAGGAAAUGACCGACCUGCUUCUUAAGGAGACCGGCAAGCCACGAAACUUUGGAGCCACCGAGGUGCAAUCGUGCUCCAAGUUUAUCGAAUGGCAUAUGCAGUUAAAGGAGCCCAAGGGUGAAUCGUACGACCUUGAGGAUAGGAAGAUUGUCAAUAAGUUUGUUCCGUUGGGUGUCGCAGCAGCCAUUUGCCCUUGGAACUUCCCUCUGUUGUUGAGUUUGGGCAAGGUGCUACCUGCAGUGCAGAUGGGCAAUGCUAUCAUUGUGAAGCCUAGUCCAUUUACUCCAUACACUGCAUUGAAGAUGGUCGAGAUUGCCAACCAAGUCUUCCCACCCGGUCUCGUUCAGGCUCUAGGUGGUGAUGACAAGCUCGGCCCCGCUCUCGUCGACCACCCUGACAUCCACAAGAUCAGCUUCACCGGCUCAAUCGCCACUGGCAAGAAAGUUAUGGCUGCUGCGGCGAAGACUGUCAAGCGAGUGACCCUGGAGAUGGGUGGAAAUGACCCUGCCAUUGUCCUCCCUGACGCCGAUAUUGCCAAGGUCGCUCCUAUGGUCGCCAUGGGAGCAUUCUUCAAUACCUCCCAAGUCUGCAUCGCCUCGAAACGCAUCUACGUGCAUUCUUCCAUGUACGACGAAUUCCUGACCGCGCUCGUCAACGUGGCCAAAUCCCUCAAAGUCGGUUCCUCCAACGAAGAAGGCGUCAUGCUCGGCCCCAUCCAGAAUAGCAUGCAGUACGAAAAAGUAAAGACCUUCUUCAAGGACACCAAGGACCACGGCUACAAAUUCGCCCUUGGAUCCGGCGACGUGCCCGAGACGAAGGGGUUCUUCAUCGAGCCCACCAUCAUCGAGAACCCGCCCGACGACAGCAUGGUAGUGCGAGAGGAGCCCUUCGGCCCGAUCGUGCCGGUGCAGAAGUACGACGACAUCGAGGACGUGAUCAAGCGCGCCAACAACUCCAAGGCGGGACUGGGCGCCACGGUCUUCGGCAAGGACCCCCAGAAGCUGCAGGACGUCGCGGACAAGUUGGAGGCUGGAUCCGUCUGGAUCAACAGUUUCCCCGCUGCCGGCCCCCAGGCUCAGUUCGGCGGUGUCAAGGAGAGCGGCAUUGGCACCGAGUUUGGCACCUUGGGUAUUUUGGCGUAUUCUAAUGUCAAGGCUAUCACGACGUUCAAGUAA